AUGAUGAUACCAAAGAGGGCCUUUGGGCUCGUCAUGUGCCUGCUCCUGGCAACAAGCCUCUUACUUUUCUCUCGAACUGUUGGACAUUCGCUCGCUGAGUACUUCUUUGGGCCCUACGGACCGGUUAUUCCAUACACCACACACAUCGUGUUGUUCCAAUUCAAAGAUGGCACAAGCAAAUUCGCUGUCAAAGAGGUGAUUGCGCAAUUUUUCGGUUUGAAGAAAGCAUGCAUACAUCCAACUAUGCUGAGGCCAUACAUUGUGUCAAUUUCGGGUGGGAAGGAUAUCUCGACUGAGAAUCUACAGAAUGGCAUCAGCCAUGCUUUCGUUUUGCAAUUCCAUUCCAUAGAAGAUCGUGACUACUACGUUAAUGAUGAUCCGGUCCACAAAGCCUUCAAAGAGGCGGCAAGUACAGCGCUAGAAAAGGCAAUUGUGGUCGAUUAUCAGAAUGGGGUGUUCACGAGUGUGUGA
Messenger RNA from Alternaria atra, 471 nucleotides. RefSeq lists its product as uncharacterized. The transcript is spliced from 3 exons. Bases 1 to 471 code for a protein of 156 amino acids. NCBI's taxonomy places the organism in Eukaryota, Fungi, Ascomycota, Dothideomycetes, Pleosporales, Pleosporaceae. The record is from RefSeq and is a predicted model, not a curated record.